This is a messenger RNA of Notolabrus celidotus (New Zealand spotty), 7206 nucleotides long. It is a transcript of the gene frmd4a, whose product is annotated as FERM domain containing 4A. Gene Ontology annotation, biological process: establishment of epithelial cell polarity. Bases 670 to 3759 code for a protein of 1029 amino acids. The transcript has 25 exons. The record is from RefSeq and is a predicted model, not a curated record. Gene Ontology annotation, cellular component: cytoskeleton; adherens junction; bicellular tight junction. Lineage: Eukaryota; Metazoa; Chordata; Actinopteri; Labriformes; Labridae.
AGCUGCUGCAGAAAAUUUCCCCACAUCUCCUCCUCUCCCCGCCCCCACAUCUUGCCUCCAUUAUUCCCGUGUUUUCGAAGCAACUCCGGUGACAGCAAGAAACACAAGUGAAGGGAGCCCGGUUCACACUCGACGCUGGACGCUCCUUUACACUUGUCCCCCUCGAUUUGCUGACCCGAUGGUACGGUCUCCUGCUAUCUACGUUCACUCACCGUUUGUGCACGGUGCCGGUAGCGGAGAGAGGAGGAGGAGGAGGAGGGGUUUGGUCGACUGGGACUAGCACCGUGAGAAGCUCUCUGCUGCUUUCAGAAGGAAGGAGGGAAGCAAGCUUUAGGGGGAAAAAAACGCCUAUCGGUCGUUUUUAAUUAGAGCCGAGCUGUCUGUUAGUGGAAUGGCGAGGAUAUGAGAUGCGCUGAGGCGCGUGGAGGAUACAAUGUAGAGCUGAAGCGUCUCUUGUAAUUAACGUGAACUAAUGGUCACUAACAUGGAUGCUGAUGUGCCUCCUCCCCUAGGCCGGCCGGGAGAAGGGGUGUAUUUUGACGAUUAUCUGGCAGUAACACGACUCAUUCUUUUCUGGGAUUAAGAAUUUUGCUUUUUUUAUUAUUCCCUUCACCCGUUCCUGGAGUCGGUUUUUGUGUGGGAGUCUCGCAGUGAGCGUGUCUUUGCAAGAUGACAGAGGGGAGGCGAUGUCAGGUCCACCUCCUGGACGACAGGAAGCUGGAGCUCCUUGUGCAGCCCAAGCUGAUGGCUAAGGACCUGCUGGACCUUGUGGCCUCUCACUUCAACCUCAAGGAGAAGGAGUACUUUGGCAUUGCAUACACAGACGAAACGGGUCAUUUAAGCUGGCUGCAGUUGGAUCGCAGGGUAUUGGAACACGAAUUUCCGAAGAAGUCUGGUCCCAUUGUCCUUUACUUCUGUGUCAGGUUCUACAUUGAGAGUAUAUCCUAUCUGAAGGACAAUGCCACUAUUGAGCUGUUUUUCCUCAAUGCCAAGUCCAUCAUCUACAAGGAGCUCAUUGAAGUGGACAGCGACAUUGUCUUUGAAUUGGCUUCCUAUAUUCUCCAGGAGGGUAAAGGGGACUUCACCAGUAAUGAUGCAACCAGGUCUGACCUAAAAAAGCUGCCUGCUCUGCCCACCCAGGCCUUAAAAGAGCACCCAUCUCUGGCCUACUGUGAAGACCGGGUCGUAGAGCAUUACAAAAAGCUCAAUGGGCAAUCCAGAGGACAAGCUAUUGUAAAUUACAUGAGCAUUGUGGAGUCCCUGCCCACAUAUGGAGUACAUUACUAUGCUGUAAAGGACAAGCAGGGGAUCCCGUGGUGGUUGGGUCUGAGCUAUAAAGGCAUCUUUCAGUAUGAUCACCAGGACAAAAUUAAACCCAGGAAGGUGUUUCAAUGGCGACAGUUGGAGAACCUCUACUUCAGAGAGAAGAAGUUUUCAGUGGAAGUUCAUGACCCAAGGAGUAGGGCGUCGGUGACCAGAAGGACGUUUGGUCACAGCGGCAUUGCUGUGCAUACGUGGUACGCCUGUCCUGCACUCAUCAAGUCCAUCUGGGCCAUGGCCAUCAGCCAGCAUCAGUUCUACCUGGACCGUAAGCAGAGCAAGUCUAAGAUCCAUGCAGCACGGAGUUUGAGUGAGAUCGCUAUAGACCUCACGGAAACAGGAACUCUGAAAACCUCAAAACUGGCCAACAUGGGCAGCAAAGGCAAGAUCAUAAGCGGCAGCAGUGGCAGUCUGCUCUCCUCAGGCUCUCAGGAAUCAGACAGCUCCCAGACAGCUAAGAAGGACAUGCUGGCAGCACUGAGGGCCAGGCAGGAAGCACUGGAGGAAACACUAAGACAGAGACUAGAGGAACUCAAAAACAUCUGCAUCCGAGAAGCGGAGCUGACAGGAAAGCUUCCGAAGGAAUAUCCCCUGGAUCCAGGAGAGGAGGCGCCCACAGUGAGAAGGAAGAUCGGUACUGCUUUCAAACUGGAUGAGCAGAAAAUUCUUCCUAAGGGAGAGGAAGAGGAACUGGAGCGUUUGGAGCGGGAGUUUGCCAUCCAGUCCCAGAUUACAGAGGCAGCCAGGCGUCUUGCCAGCGAUCCACAUGUUAACAGCAAGAAGCUCAAGAAGCAGAGGAAGACUUCCUAUCUGAACGCACUGAAGAAGCUCCAGGAAAUUGAGAACUCUAUCAAUGAGCACCGGGUCCGCUCUGGCAAGAAGCCUACGCAGAGGGCGUCCCUUAUCAUAGAAGAGGCCAAUAUUGGUUCUGAAGACAGUUCAUUAUCAGACGCACUGGUACUGGAUGAUGAUGAUUCUCAAGUUACAGGUACCCCCACCUUCUCUCCGGUAGCAUCGCCUCACAAGGGUCUCCCUCCACGACCACCGUCUCACAGUCGGCCUCCUCCACCACAGUCCCUGGACGGCCUGCGACACCUGCACUACACGCGCUCUGACUACGAUAAAUCUCCUAUCAAACCCAAAAUGUGGACUGAAUCGUCACUGGAUGAGCCAUAUGAAAAAGUCAAGAAACGCUCCUCUCACUCCAGUCACAGGCGUUUCCCAAGCUCUGGCAGUGCAGAAGCAGGAGGUAGCAACUCACUGCAGAGCAGCCCUAUCAGGAGCCUCCCUCACUGGAACUCUCAGUCCAGCAUGCCGUCAACCCCAGACCUGAAGUCCAGGACCCCACACUACGUACAUUCCACUAGGUCGGUGGACAUCAGCCCCUCUCGUCUGCACAGCCUCGCUCAGCACUUUAGGAACCGCAGCUCAAGCCUUGAGUCCCAGGGCAAACUGUUGGUGUCAGACCCUGAUGCACACCCGCACACUUUGGGCACACUGGGCAGCCCUGACUUCUUCUUGGGCCCAGGACGUGGCUCGAAUGGCUCUGACCCACUGGAUGACUGCUCAUCCUGCACCAGCCACAGCAGCUCAGAGCAUUAUUACCCUGGUGGACCCCCAGGUAGCAACCCUAACUACUCCACUCUGGGAGAGGACUCGCCCUCCAAAGCCAGGCAGAGGCAAAGGCAAAGGCACAGGUCGGCAGGUCACCUGGGUUCCUCUAACUCUGGCUCCAUGCCAAACCUGGCAGCAAAGAACGGUUCUACCGGAGGCUCGGGUGGAGUUGGGAUGGGAGGAGGACACCACGGGGUCUACCUCCACAGUCAGAGCCAGCCCUCCUCACAGUAUCGCAUCAAGGAGUACCCGCUAUACGUGGAGGGCAGCCCCAACCCUGUGGUGGUGCGCAGCCUGGAGAGUGAUCAGGAAGGCCACUACAGUGUGAAGGCCCAGUUCAAGACCUCAAGCUCCUACACGGCCGGGGGACUGUACAAAGAGGCCUGGGGGGGAGAGGAGGGUGGAGAGGGAAGCGGCCGACUUACGCCAUCACGCUCUCAGAUCGUACGGACUCCGUCAUUGGGGCGAGAGGGUGGUGGAGGAGGGGGGAGGGCAGCAGUGUCUGAGGAGCUGCGGUGCUGGUACCAGAGGUCCUCAGGGAGCCUGAAAGAGAGGAGUCACUCACACUCGGGGUCGACAUCCUCUGAAACAGGGUCACAGCAAGGCACCCUGAGAGGGAGUAGAGUGGGGACUCUAGCAAAGGGCUCACCCGCUGCUUCCCCUCACAGCCAGAGGAGUAUGACACCCUCCAGCGAACAUGCAGCCACGCCCACACCUCCCUGCAGCCCACAGCACAUCCUCAACUGGCAGAGCGGAGGCACAGCAGACAGCUCUCCUUCUGUGGACGUCUGUCAGUCUCCCCCUCAGCCCAGCUCUGAUGCCUAGAGGUCUUUCAGUGACAGCUGUUUUCUCAGUAGCCCUCUGUGUUCAGAGCUGGCAGAUGUGCAGUGGUACGGACACGACAAGGCCAAACCUGGAACCCUGGUCUGAGACCUUCCUACAGGGCCCAGAAAGUCCCUUUGCCCUCUCCUACUGCGUAUCAAAUGUCCCUCACCACUACUCAUUGACAACUGACAACCUCAUCCUUAGACACCCUUCAUAAAACCCGACCCUGACCAAACUGGGGGACUGGACAUGAGCCUCCCUCCUCCCUGAACCUUACCCUCCAUCUGUUUGAUCCCCUCUUUAUUGAGCCCCUCUCUUUCACAGCUCAGCUGUACAGGGACACACUUGCUGGGCUCUGAUAAGGGGUGGAUUUCAGAGUACGGACUGAGAAGUGCCAUCUCAGCUGUUAAACUGAUGCCCCUGCAGCACCACAGAGCCCGUUCUUUACUCACUUUCAGCACACAAGCAAACAGGAAAGCAACGGGAAGAGAGAGCACAGAGAAAAAUCCAACAUACUAUUCAACCGAACCAACAUCAGCUACAUAGUGACCUGUUUUAGAUCUCAGCUUUGCCCCCUUAAUCUCUUUAACACCAGUGCACUGCCACCAAUCAGAGGAUACCUGCUGGAUUUGAGCCACCAGUUGAAAAAAUACAGAUUUCAAGGCUUAAAAGAACUUUGCUGGAUUCCAUUAUUCUCGUUGAUGUUGUUUGUCCUUUUUGUUUGUUCAUCCCUACAUAUUUAUAAGAAGAGAAGAUGACAGUCUUCAGAAACAAAACAUCUGGAUAAAACAACAUUAAAGAUUAUGAAUCCUCUCAAGUUCAACCCACAACCAAAGACAACUUCUGGAUAAACUGGUCACACCAGGGUCCCCGGGCUGGUGCUCUCCAAAGUGAUGACGUCUGGGUGGUUAAUGGGACUCUAUCUGGGGUAUUGACAAGGACUACAGCAAUAACAAACAUUGACUAAGUACACAAACUGGUUUGGAAUCUACAGAGUGAGUUGAAGCAGGCACUUUGCCGUGUUCUCAGCCUGGCUAGGUUUGGAGAGGAGAGUUCUUAGAGCAUCAUAAAGAGAAUUGGAGUUGUUAUUGGGUUUGGAAUUAAUCUAUGCUUGUAUCUCUGACUUCAUCAUAAAUGUUUAUUUAAACUCAUUGGUCUUGACAAGAUUUCUCUGUCCUCAACUGUCUGUUUGACUACAUGUUGCAUUGUGAUCAGUACCAAACCAGAGCAGGGGCUGAAAGGGCAUUGGGGAGUGUCAGCACGGCCACAAGUCACAAAUACUGUUUUACUUCGGGUGUUGUUUUAAUAUGAACAACAAAUUCUGAUUCCAUAGUUUUGAUUUACAACCCCUUAGAGAUUUUUUCUGGUCAUUACUUUUGUUUUAGAUUAAGGAUAUUCACUGAUAAUUAAAAAAAUAGAUAUUCUCUUUCAUCACUUGUGGCUUUUCCCCACCUUCAGUCUUGGCUCUGUACCCGCUCUCAUAAUGCUAAGUAUCUCUCAACACCUCUUGUAGCACUGUGGUUUCUCAUCUUCUAGUUCAUCUCUUCAGCGUGACUCAACACAGACGGUCUAAACUCAACGCUACACACUUCAGAACUCGACACUCUGGGCAUGUGUGAGUGCCAAACAUAUUGGUGCUUUAAAUCUGUACUGUAAUUAAUUACUGAAACAGACAAUUGCCCUUUUAAUCCAAACAGUAAACCCCAUAAGUCUAUAUGAAACAGCAGCUAGGUGAAGUGACCACUGAAGUUAGUGCUUGGCAUCAGCUGCAUUAGAAAUUCUUCAAACUAACUAUGAAAAGCACAACAUUAACCUUUUCUAUGGGGCUGGACCUACAGAACAGAUAGAGUCUGCACAUUUUCAAACCAUAGCAUUUUAUUAAACAGUUGAAUUAAAGAGCAUGAGGGGAAACUUUAAGUCUCAAGAACAAAGAGUUACAUGAUACCUUUCGGCAAAUACAAACUACAGUAAACUUAAUGAAUACUCCUGUACUGUCAGAGAGGCACAAGAUAUUGGCAUAACUGAAACAAUCUCUAACCUUUUCAGAAUUCAAUUUUUUUUCUCAAUAAUCCCCAAAUCAAAAAUUUGAAGCAUUUGAACAGGGUUAUUAUAGCACAUCUGGUUUCCUAUGACAGAAGUAGACCUCUGCAUGUUUUAGCUGUCCCUGAAUCACAUUCCCGUUACAUUACCGUGGUGAGAACUGCUGUUUUGUUGUUGCAAAAAAAUCCAAAUCACCAGGUUUUGAUUUUCCUAAGGUUAUAACAUCUCAGAAAAAAAGUGGACAUGUUAUUGUAUUAUCUUCUAGCGUCAUGAUGUCUGGAUAAAUGGUGUAACAAUCUGUACUGUGUUGGUACAUCUUGGCGUUUUUUUGUCCUUAAUGCAUUCAUAUCAGGUGUUGUAAUCUGCCACUUUCUGGUCUAUUCAAGUAAAGACAGUUUAGCCUCCACUACCUGCAUGAGUUGUCCACCAAUACCUGGUCAAGUUUGAUUAGUCUCUACCCAGGAUUGGAACCAGCACUCCCUGGUUAAUGUGGUACUACAAAAGAACUACAAAACUGUAUAUGAGUAACCUAUCAGAGUGAAAGUUUGUCCCUUAUUUUGCUCUGUUGAAGCCUCUGCCCAUAAAGAAACAAUCCCAUGCAUGCCCAGCGAAUCCACUGACAAAUAAAGACCCCAAAGAUAUUCUGCAUCCCAUUUUUAUGAGCAUGUUUUGCUCAAUGGUGACCCCCUUGCCCCCAGAAAGUCUGUUUUAACUUUGUGGUAAUCUCUGACCUCUGAGCCCAAUGUGAAGAAGUGUGAUGUCCCUUCCCUCUGUAGCUCCAAACAUACCAGAUUUUCUGUGCUCCAUAGAAAUGUAUGCGGUUUUUGUAACACACCCAAGAGAAAUGAACUCUUUUAUCAGUCUUUAUCUGUAUGUACGGAGGGGCACUGUAAGGUUUUGUGGGGUUUCUUAACAUUCACAUUCAUUGUUUUAACAAUGUGUCAUUUUAUAUGAACAAGUAUUGAUUUUUUGUUUUCUUCUGACAUUAUAACAACCCUUUCAGGUGCUACAAAAUGACCAGUUACUGCUUUGUCACAUAGGAUCUUUAGACACCUUCUCAUAAUUUCAAUAGAUUCAAUACCAGAUGUGCAAAAUGGAGCGUAUUUUAACAGACAGUUUAAUAGUAGAACACUCCCCCCCUCCCAGACAACAGAGCAUGUAACUUGAUUUUAUCAGUUCUGUUCAACUGUAACAAUACAUUAAAGGUGUUGUAGAAAAAAAUGUGUAAUUGAUAAAAAAUAACUGAAUUCCACAGUUAAUUUAUUCUUUUUUCUAUUAAAAAUUUGUAUAGUAACUUUACAUUUUUCAAAAGUGUGUUGUUGGAAAUUGACGAUGAAUUUUCAAGAUGAGAAGCCGUGGUGGUUCUUCAGAAUAAGAAAAAUAAAUUAUUGAUGAAUGUUCUCAAAA